AUGAAUGCUGCGGGCGUCUCCUGUACCAAUAAGAAGACGCUCGCUGGUAUUGAGUCUUCUCCUGAUAUCGAAAAAUCAUCGCCACAUUCCCCGAAAGCGACAGAUUCAGUCCCUUUAAACACCGAGAUUACAUAUCCCGAAGGUGGCCGUGAUGCCUGGUUAGUGGUGUUAGGUGCGUGGUGCGGCUUGACCUCAUCGCUGGGCAUCUACAAUACAUGCGGUGUGUUUGAGGUGGUCAUCUCCAAAGUCAUAUUACCGAAUGCUUCUUCAUCUACCAUUGGCUGGAUAUUCUCCGUAUAUGCAUUUGUAACCUGGGUCUGCGGGGUCCAAGUUGGUCCGACUUUCGAUGCGAUGGGCCCUCGAGCACUGAUGGUUGCGGGGACUAUUUGUACGCUGGUUGGCAUGUUCGCCCUGAGUUUCUCUACAGAAUACUACCAAAUCUUCCUGUCGUUCUCCCUGCUCACUGGCAUCGGCUCAUCCCUCCUUCUGACUCCCUCAAUGGGCUGCGUCGCUCACUGGUUCAUGGAGCGCCGCGGCCUUGCCAGUGGUAUAGCAUUCAUAGGAGGUGGCUUUGGUGGAGUUCUCUUUCCUCUGAUGAUACAAUCACUUCUCCCUCAAGUUGGCUGGGGGUGGUCGAUCCGCAUCCUCGGAUUUGUGCUAUGCACACUCUGCGCCAUCAGCGUGACAUUCUGCCGAAGCAGAAUCCCUCCCCGCAAAGGAUCAGAAACAACUUGGCGAGAUACAUUGCCAGACCAUAGAAUCUUCAUGGAUGGAACAGGAGCCAUGGCAUUGACAACCGUUGGCGUGCUUCUGACCGAUCUGGCAUACUUCAUACCCAUUACAUACACGCCACGCUAUUAUAUUGACCGACAACAUUUGUCCGAUGAGGAGGCCUUGACGGGCUCGUCGGCGUUUGCAUAUCAAUUGCUCGGAAUUCUCAAUGCGAGUUCAUGCAUUGGUCGGUACGUGGCAGGUGAUAUGGCCGAUCGAUUCGGACGAUAUAAUACUAUGAUUGUAUCUUUGUUCUUCUGCACAGUAUCUGUUCUCGGGUUCUGGUUACCAGAUAUCCUUGCGCCAGAGCUCGAUAACUACGCACUGCUGUUGGUUUUCAUAAUAAUAUUCGGGUUCUGCAGCGGAUCGAAUGUUAGCUUGACGCCAAUAUGCCUGGGUCAGCUUUGCGAAACUCAGGAAUAUGGACGAUACUAUGCCAGCUGCUUUACGGUGGUAUCUUUUGGAGUAUUGGUAAGUAUCCCCAUCGCUGGGGGUCUUCUCGAUGCUGUGGAGGGAACGGGAAAGGAAAAAUAUUGGGGAAUCGCUCUUUUUGCCGGACUUAGUUAUAUCUGCGCUUUUAUAUCUUUUGUAUGGGUUCGGAUCAAGAUAAAGGGGUGGAAUUGGAGGAUCAAGUGGUAG
Messenger RNA from Penicillium paradoxum, 1410 nucleotides. RefSeq lists its product as uncharacterized. Gene Ontology annotation, cellular component: fungal-type vacuole membrane. Lineage: Eukaryota; Fungi; Ascomycota; Eurotiomycetes; Eurotiales; Aspergillaceae. The record is from RefSeq and is a predicted model, not a curated record. Gene Ontology annotation, molecular function: transmembrane transporter activity. The transcript is spliced from 2 exons. Gene Ontology annotation, biological process: transmembrane transport. The coding region runs from base 1 to 1410 and encodes 469 amino acids.